Molecule: messenger RNA, 16508 nt
Organism: Pelobates cultripes (western spadefoot toad)
Lineage: Eukaryota; Metazoa; Chordata; Amphibia; Anura; Pelobatidae
Source: the annotation of a GenBank genome assembly
AUGCCGACCUCAAGCGAUAUGAGUCAGGUAAGGGGUGUCCCUUAUAUAGGGGAGUGAAUUAAUUUAAGCCCCUCCCACAAAUACAGGCCAAACGGCCUUAAUACAUAUAUAUAUACUGAUAUAUACGUAUAUAUUUAUGUAUAUAGAUAUAUAUUAUUUUGUUUUACGUGUAUUUUGAUAUAAAUAUAUAUAUAUUAUCACAAUACACUUAAAACGAAAUAACACACAUCUAUAUCAUUUUUUAUUAUUUUUUUUCAUUUUUUUAUUUUAUUUUUUAACGUAUUUACAUAUUACAUUUUUUAUAUUAUAUAUAAAUAUAUAUAACAAUAAUUAUAUAUAUAUUUAAUCAAUUUCAGUCUACGUGUAAUUUGAUAUUAAUAUAUAUAUAUAUAUAUAAUUAUAUAUAUAUUAAUAGUAAAAUACACCUAUACAGUGUGUGUGUGUGUGUAUGUAUAUGUGUAUACAGGGAGUGCAGAAUUAUUAGGCAAGUUGUAUUUUUGAGGAUUAAUUUUAUUAUUGAACAACAACCAUGUUCUCAAUGAACCCAAAAAACUCAUUAAUAUCAAAGCUGAAUAUUUUUGGAAGUAGUUUUUAGUUUGUUUUUAGUUAUAGCUAUGUUAGGGGGAUAUCUGUGUGUGCAGGUGACUAUUACUGUGCAUAAUUAUUAGGCAACUUAACAAAAAACAAAUAUAUACUCAUUUCAAUUAUUUAUUAUUACCAGUGAAACCAAUAUAACAUCUCAACAUUCACAAAUAUACAUUUCUGACAUUCAAAAACAAAUCAGUGACCAAUAUAGCCACCUUUCUUUGCAAGGACACUCAAAAGCCUGCCAUCCAUGGAUUCUGUCAGUGUUUUGAUCUGUUCACCAUCAACAUUGCGUGCAGCAGCAACCACAGCCUCCCAGACACUGUUCAGAGAGGUGUACUGUUUUCCCUCCUUGUAAAUCUCACAUUUGAUGAUGGACCACAGGUUCUCAAUGGGGUUCAGAUCAGGUGAAUAAGGAGGCCAUGUCAUUAGAUUUUCUUCUUUUAUACCCUUUCUUGCCAGCCAUGCUGUGGAGUACUUGGACGCGUGUGAUGGAGCAUUGUCCUGCAUGAAAAUCAUGUUUUUCUUGAAGGAUGCAGACUUCUUCCUGUACCACUGCUUGAAGAAGGUGUCUUCCAGGAACUGGCAGUAGGACUGGAAGUUGAGCUUGACUCCAUCCUCAACCCGAAAAGGCCCCACAAGCUCAUCUUUGAUGAUACUAGCCCAAACCAGUACUCCACCUCCACCUUGCUGGCAUCUGAGUCGGACUGGAGCUCUCUGCCCUUUACCAAUCCAGCCACGGGCCCAUCCAUCUGGCCCAUCAAGACUCACUCUCAUUUCAUCAGUCCAUAAAACCUUAGAAAAAUCAGUCUUGAGAUAUUUCUUGGCCCAGUCUUGACGUUUCAGCUUGUGUGUCUUGUUCAGUGGUGGUCGUCUUUCAGCCUUUCUUACCUUGGCCAUGUCUCUGAGUAUUGCACACCUUGUGCUUUUGGGCACUCCAGUGAUGUUGCAGCUCUGAAAUAUGGCCAAACUGGUGGCAAGUGGCAUCGUGGCAGCUGCACGCUUGACUUUUCUCAGUUCAUGGGCAGUUAUUUUGCGCCUUGGUUUUUCCACACGCUUCUUGCGACCCUGUUGACUAUUUUGAAUGAAACGCUUGAUUGUUCGAUGAUCACGCUUCAGAAGCUUUGCAAUUUUAAGAGUGCUGCAUCCCUCUGCAAGAUAUCUCACUAUUUUUGACUUUUCUGAGCCUGUCAAGUCCUUCUUUGACCCAUUUUGCCAAAGGAAAGGAAGUUGCCUAAUAAUUAUGCACACCUGAUAUAGGGUGUUGAUGUCAUUAGACCACACCCCUUCUCAUUACAGAGAUGCACAUCACCUAAUAUGCUUAAUUGGUAGUAGGCUUUCGAGCCUAUACAGCUUGGAGUAAGACAACAUGCAUAAAGAGGAUGAUGUGGUCAAAAUACUCAUUUGCCUAAUAAUUCUGCACUCCCUGUAUAUAUAUAUAUACUUAGAUCAUAUAUGAUCUAAGUAUAUAUAUUUUUUUUACACUUAUUAAUUUAUUUUAAUUUUAUUUCCAGCCAGCAGGGGGACCACCUGUAAUUACAGGCAGCCCCCCUGCUGGCAAUACAGCAGCCAGCUAUCCCGGCCAUGUGAUUGUGAGGUCCUCGCAAGGACCUCACUCUCACACUCUCACAUGGCCGGGGGGGCCGGAGGGGGAGGAUCUGCCGCGGGGGGGCUCCCUGGGAGUCCCCCCCCCACCGCGAUCGCCGGCGUUUAGAGCCACCUAAAAUAGGGCGUAAUAGUACGCCCUCCGGUCUUAAGGGGUUAAAUAUAGUCUCCUCCUUUACUGUGUUGUUUCCUGUGGCGAAACCGACCUCGCCAUUGGGCAUUGGAGAAGACUGAUUGCCAGCCUCCUGCCAUAUGACUAUGGCCCCUGGGAUGUAUUGCCCUUUAAAGACAUGAUUUGGGCAUAAUGGAUUUGUGUUGUGCUGCUGCUGGCCCUUAAAGAACCAUCUGGGGACAUACAGUGGAGUUACUGGGUGGCCACCAUUUCAUGUAUCAGAGGCACAUGGUGAGAACAAUGGAUGGCGGCCAUUUUAACUCACAGACACUGUUUGGACUUUUCAACACAGUGCCGGUAUUUGGUGCACAGAGACAUCGUGCAGUGGUUUUGGACUAUACAACAAGGGACACAUUAUACAGUAAUUGUUUUUCAUUUAGCCUGCAUAUGUUCUGUGGAAUCUGCAUUAAACUGUAUCUUCCAAAGUACUGAAUGGAUCUGGGUGAAUUUUGGAUAUGUGGUUCACCCAGAUCCCCCAGUUCCAAUGAUAUAUUGGGGUUAUUGUAUGUUUUGGGGUCCCUGUGAUGUGUUUUAUAAUACUGUAUUUUUCUGCCUGUGAUAAUUAGAUUAACAAUUGUGUUCAGUAAUUAUAUCACAGGCAGAGGGGAGGAUUUUGUGUGGAAGUAUCUGUGUGUAUUGUACGGAUUGAUUGGCUGUGUUUCAAAACCCUGUGGGCAGUACUAUGUUUGUGGAUUGUGAAUAAAAGAGGCUGUAUGUGCCAGUCCAGGCAGUUCUGCUUGACCUCAAAACGAAGUGUCGUCUCGUUAUUUGGGGAAUUGGAUUGUCUGCUGAUUGCCAGGAGUGUAAGCUGAUUGUAUUCCUGUUCCUGUUCAGCUGUUUACAGCAUUCAUAUGCUUGAGAGCAUUCAUAUGCUUCUACGGUUCGGUGGUUGUGGUGUCUGCUAGAGUGCGUGGAGCCCUCAGGAAGCGCUAGGAGCAUCCUUCAACGGGGGUGCCCAGUCGGGGUGCCAGGUGAUCCGUUACAAUUCCCUUUUUGUAUUUAAAUGUUUCUAUAAUAUCUAGUAUAAUAUCUAGUAAAUGUAAUAAAGUUCUGACUGACCGGCCACGAGGCGAUGGCCCAAAUGAGUUCCAGAGAAAUGAGGGUAAAGGCUGGUCGGCUUUCAGGGGUUCACGUGCGAACACCAACAAACGCUCCACCUGGCUUUUAGGUAGUGAAUGCUCCCCCCCAGUUGGUAGUUCAUAUCUCCUGCACAUCGUUUGUCUAGUUGGUCCGAACUGCGUUACGAGCUGCGCCAGAGUUUGUGGACUUGCAUGACCGAAAAUAGUGGCGUUCGAUGACCAUGUACCGCUGUCUGUGUUUGGGAGACAACACGUGCAUUCGGUUAAACGAAUAGCGGCCACCCAGGGAAAGCACUUGAGUUAAUCACUUAAUUUGUGGUUAACAGCCUGGGGAGGUCGGUGUUCGGAGUGGUAUAAAAAAAGGGAGACAAACAAGGGCAUACGGACAACCGAACACAAGAGAGAGCAUUCUGCUUCAUAGCCUUGUAGGCGUCACACGAAGUGGUCUUAUCUUUGUUCUUCUCGUAGGAGGAUGUAUAAGCAGAACUGAGAAGCCAUAUUAGGAAAGGAGGAAUGUGCACUCUUUAUAUGUAAAUUGUCAAUAAUAAAGAUAACAAUAAAAAAGAAAAAUACCAGUGACUUACUCAGAACCUAGAGAAUGUAACCUAUUUGUAGAUGAGUGGCCUGGGGACUUCAUUGAAUCAGGAAGCUAGAAAAUAAAUACAAUUUCUGGCUUAAAAACCUCAAUCAGUAACCCAACAAAUAGAAUAAAACAGAAUUAGAUUGUCUCUCUUCCUCUAUUUGGCAGCCUUCCUGUCUCCCAGUCGCUCAGUACAUAGUGGGGGAACACCUUCACUAUAGUCUGUGGUAAUAUUCACCAUGUACUGAGUGACUGAGAGACAGGAAUGCUGCAGAAUGGAGGAAGAGAGACAUAGUGGGGGAACACAUUCACUGUAGUCUAAGUCCGGCACUGUCCCAACUAUUUACCAAUGUUGGAAUUUUGCAACACUGACUUCAAAUGUGCUAUCAAUACUGCAAGUGUUAACUGUGUGGUAGUUAGCCAGCACUAGAAAACCAGCCACCCCUACCCCCAUUUCUGAAAUAUUUUUAUCUUUGGAAAAUAUUUUUUAUUUUUUUUUAUGUUUAUUUUGAAGAAUUUGUCAAAUACAAAGUGGGACUCCCAGGUCACCAGUAAAUAUAGUCAAGGAGACACGCAGGUCGCGACAGAAGUGGUAUCUAGUACAGUACAAGUCUUUGACCUAAAUAAUACUGUCAGCGCGCCCAUUUAUCCCUAGCUCGUGCGUGUACCCUGCCCUCUGUCUCCAGAGGGUUCUAACAGAGUAUUAUCUGAUUCUCUCACCUUACAGAUGAUGCUGGAGAGGAAAGUAAACACAAGAAAACAGAAAAGACAAAUUCUGAAAGAAAGUGUCAGCUCUGUUCCCAGUAACUCAGUGGAACCCAAAAAUGAUCAAGGGAAAGCUGGUCCCACUUCAACCAAAGCACAAACCAAUCCUGCUGGCAGGAAUCUGGAGCCUACGGGGAGCAGUGUACCACAGGCUACCACCACCACUGCAGUGUCUAAAUCUGACAUCUCCCAGCCCAACCCAAAAUCCAGACCACCCUCGUACAACCCUAUAACACACAGUGUGACAAACGGUGAGUAAUAUGCAUUGCAUUCUCAUGCUGUGCCUUGUGUGUUCUUCCUUUUAUUGGCUCUUGAUUUCUGUUCUUUAUGUUGGAUUCCAUCCCCAUUACUAUCUGGCCUCUCUGGUGUUAGAUUCCAUCUCCUUAUCUGUCCUCUCUGGUGUUGGAUUCCAUCUCCAUUACUAUCUGUCCUCUCUGGUGUUGGAUUCCAUCCCCAUUACUAUCUGUCCUCUCUGGUGUUGGAUUCCAUCCCCAUUACUAUCUGUCCUCUCUGGUGUUAGAUUCCAUCCCCAUUACUAUCUGUCCUCUCUGGUGUUGAUUCCAUCUCCAUUACUAUCUGUCCUCUCUGGUGUUGGAUUCCAUCCCCAUUACUAUCUGUCCUCUCUGGUGUUGGAUUCCAUCCCCAUUACUAUCUGUCCUCUCUGGUGUUGGAUUCCAUCCCCAUUACUAUCUGUCCUCUCUGGUGUUGUAUUCUAUCUCCAUUACUAUCUGUCCUCUCUGGUGUUGGAUUCCAUCCCCAUUACUAUCUGUCCUCUCUGGUGUUGGAUUCCAUCCCCAUUACUAUCUGUCCUCUCUGGUGUUGGAUUCCAUCCCCAUUACUAUCUGUCCUCUCUGGUGUUGGAUUCCAUCUCCAUUACUAUCUGUCCUGUAUUCCAUCCCCAUUACUAUCUCCUCUCUGGUGUUGUAUUCUAUCUCCAUUACUAUCUGUCCUCUCUGGUGUUGGAUUCCAUCCCCAUUACUAUCUGUCCUCUCUGGUGUUGGAUUCCAUCCCCAUUACUAUCUGUCCUCUCUGGUGUUGGAUUCCAUCCCCAUUACUAUCUGUCCUCUCUGGUGUUGGAUUCCAUCCCCAUUACUAUCUGUCCUCUCUGGUGUUGGAUUCCAUCCCCAUUACUAUCUGUCCUCUCUGGUGUUGGAUUCCAUCCCCAUUACUAUCUGUCCUCUCUGGUGUUGGAUUCCAUCCCCAUUACUAUCUGUCCUCUCUGGUGUUGGAUUCCAUCCCCAUUACUAUCUGUCCUCUCUGGUGUUGGAUUCCAUCCCCAUUACUAUCUGUCCUCUCUGGUGUUGUAUUCUAUCUCCAUUACUAUCUGUCCUCUCUGGUGUUGGAUUCAUCUCCAUUACUAUCUGUCCUCUCUGGUGUUGUAUUCAUCCCCAUUACUAUCUGUCCUCUCUGGUGUUGGAUUCCAUCUCCAUUACUAUCUGUCCUCUCUGGUGUUGGAUUCCAUCCCCAUUACUAUCUGUCCUCUCUGGUGUUGGAUUCCAUCCCCAUUUACUAUCUGUCCUCUCUGGUGUUGUAUUCUAUCUCCAUUGCUAUCUGUCCUCUCUGGUGUUGGAUUCCAUCUCCAUUACUAUCUGUCUCUCUGGUGUUGUAUUCCAUCCCCAUCUGUGCCUCUCUGGUGUUGUAUUCUCUCCAUUACUAUCUGUCCUCUCUGGUGUUGUAUUCUAUCUCCAUUACUAUCUGUCCUCUCUGGUGUUGGAUUCCAUCCCCAUUACUAUCUGUCCUCUCUGGUGUUGGAUUCCAUCCCCAUUACUAUCUGUCCUCUCUGGUGUUGGAUUCCAUCUCCAUUACUAUCUGUCCUCUCUGGUGUUGGAUUCCAUCCCCAUUACUAUCUGUCCUCUCUGGUGUUAGAUUCCAUCCCCAUUACUAUCUGUCCUCUCUGGUGUUGGAUUCCAUCUCCAUUACUAUCUGUCCUCUCUGGUGUUGAUUCCAUCUCCAUUACUAUCUGUCCUCUCUGGUGUUGGAUUCCAUCCCCAUUACUAUCUGUCCUCUCUGGUGUUGGAUUCCAUCCCCAUUACUAUCUGUCCUCUCUGGUGUUGGAUUCCAUCCCCAUUACUAUCUGUCCUCUCUGGUGUUAGAUUCCAUCCCCAUUACUAUCUGUCCUCUCUGGUGUUGGAUUCCAUCCCCAUUACUAUCUGUCCUCUCUGGUGUUGUAUUCUAUCUCCAUUACUAUCUGUCCUCUCUGGUGUUGGAUUCCAUCCCCAUUACUAUCUGUCCUCUCUGGUGUUGGAUUCCAUCCCCAUUACUAUCUGUCCUCUCUGGUGUUGGUAUUCAUCCCCAUUACUAUCUGUCCUCUCUGGUGUUGGAUUCCAUCCCCAUUACUAUCUGUCCUUUCUGGUGUUGGAUUCUAUCUCCUUCUUAUCUGUCCCACCUGUCUUCUGACGUAAUUAGAAUAAUUAUUUCCGCACGUCUUUUGUUUCCCAUUUGGCUGGAUCAGAGGAUAAGCGAGCGGUACAGGAGACUGCCGGGCUCCCUCAACAUAAGAAGUCCGUGCAUCAGAUGAAUCAAGAGCAGUCAGUAGCUUCACAGCCAGGGAUGGACAGUGGUGAACCUCAUGGAGUAAGUGUGUGAGAAUCUGGGAUGGAAAAACCAAGUUUGUGAUCAAGAGUUUCCCUAGCUGAUGUACAAUGACUAUAGAACACGUGAUAUAAAGAUUUGACUUUAGCCUCUCACGUUAUUCAAUGUUAAAUCACUAGAUAUAUGUGGAAGGUAUAUAUUGAUAGAUUAGUCUAGAAGGGAAUACCAUUUUAGAGAGAAUGAUUGUAGCUGACCUGGGUAACCUGGCUGGUUAUCCCCUUUGGUUAGGAUAGGUCAAACCCAUUUCCCCAGGAACUGGACACAGUUCCAGGAUACAAUCUUUUGACAAUGUUUAUUUGGGCAAACAGCUUUUUAUGCACAGACCUCCAACCCAACUCAAACACAUCCAGGAGGGGGCUGGGGAACAGAAAAGGGAUGAGGAAUUAUAAAAGAAAAGGGAUAAGGGAUUAUAGCUCCGUUGGGGAGCAGGUAGGAUGAUCCCUGACACUGGGAACGAAGACAGUGUAAGCAGGCCAGUUUGGGAGACAGAUGCUCCCCCUGGUGGGUGUUCGGUGAUACGGACCGGCAGCCACUCAGGGGAAGCACGCGCCGCUUGUACCCUUGCGGUCUGCCAUUUUCACACCUCGUUAGCGUUCUAAUUGGAGCAUUGGGGCGGUCUUGCACGGUUCAAGAGACGAAUGCUCCUCCUGGUGGGCGUUCGGUAAUAAGAACUGGUGGCCACCCAGGGGAAGAACGCACCGCUCGUUUCCUUGCGGUCUGUGGUUUUCACACCUCGCUAGCGAGGUGUGAACAUUCUAAGUAAAUGUUCUAAGUGAGGUGCCGGGGUGGUCCGGCGCACGGGGCUUUGUGCGCCAGAGUGCCACCGGGCGGUCAAAAGGUAUAUUGCAGGAUUUUAUGGUCCAAAUUACAGAAAGAGGAAUAUGAAAUGAAAGAGGGGAAACAAACAUUCUAGGAGGGCACAUGCACACAUAAAACAAGGCAAUUCACAGUAUUGGCAGUCCGCCAGAAUGAUAAUCCCAGCUAAGUGUGUAAUGACUGUUCGAACAAUAUAAAGUGGUUUAUUAGAAUAGGUGUAUGUAUAGUGAAUGUAUAGUCAAUAAACAAAACAGCAUGAGCCAAUGGGUCAUAAAAAGAACUGAAACAGAUACAAACAUAGAAUGUGACGGCAGAUAACAACCAUUCGGCCCAUCUAGUCUGCCCAAUUUUCUAAAUACUUUCAUUAGUCCCUGGCCUUAUCUUAUAGUUAGGAUAGCCUUAUGUCUAUCCUAGACAGUUGAGGAAUUCGUAAAACUCUCCAGAAUAUCUCCAAUCGCACACUUUGAAGAAGCUAACAAAAAAUCUAAGAAUCUAACAAUAAAGACCCAAAUAACAAAGGAAUCCAGAAAUCACAAUGGUUAUGAUCUGCAAGAGGUGAUUAGUAUAGUGGAUGGAAGAUUGUCACAAAAAAUCGUGAAAUAAAAGGUCUUUAUUAAACAUUAUAAUGUGCUUGUGAGCAUAAACAAUAUGGCAUUAAAGGAGCUCUAUAGUCAACAUAUAAAAAAGAAAGACAGGUCCCCUAGCCUUCUUUAUUGCUAUUAUAUUAGUUUGCCAUUAAAAAAAUAAAUGAGUGCUUUUUAUCAUUCAAACUUACUUCCAUUCCAGCGCCGAGCUCCUGUCAGGCCAGGCAACCUUUUUUGGUCAAAAUGAAAAAAUAGCAGUGCUCAAUCAGACGCAUCUCAUUGAGAAGCGUCAUCGCUCUGUGGUGCACACACUAACUCACACUCACUCUCUCUCAUUCAUUUUUAAAAUAAGUGUACUUACUGUUUGAGCCUGUCAGCCUGAGCCGACACUGUGUGCAGGAGAUCCUUAUCUCACACACUGUCGGUUCUGAUUGCUGACAGGCUCCGGGUUACUACAGGACACAGGAGGCACGUUCACAGUGCCUCCUGUGUCCUGAUAGUACGUUUAAUGUCUUCAGCCAAGCGUGAAGACGUCAAACGUGAUGAAUGUGAAUUAGGCAGCAGUAAACUGCCACUGGAGGUGUUCCUAGCUUCCAAGGUAUAUGUAUCUAUAUCUCUCUAAAUAAAUAUAUAUAUAUAUAUAUAUAUAUAUAUUUGUGCUCGGAAUUUCUAAUACGUAUGGAUGUAGAAGGAGAUGCAAAGUUGGUUGAGGUGUGCCGAAACCAACGUACGAGUAGGAAUAGAUGGGUGUAGGUGGGUGGGGACAAUCAGCUUGUAGGUGGCAGGAGUUUAAAUAGAGUCCAUAACUCCUCCCACAAAUUCAGGCCUAAUGGCCUUUUAACUUGUGCUCGGAAUUUCUAAUUCGUAAUGGGAUGUAGAAGGAGAUGUAAAGUUGGUUGAGGUGUGCCGAAACCAACGUAUGAGUAGGCCUGUAAUAAAAAGAGGGCAAAGAGAAGAUUCAAAGUUAACACACUUUAUGGCAAGUUUACAAAGCAAGAUUUCUGAAGGCUUGAAGGAGCUCCCUCUCUGGUCGAGAUAUAUGAGUAUUAAUAAAUUGAGGAUUUACAUCGGCCCAGUCUCUUAAUGAUGUGGACUGGUGUGUUCGCGCUUGAAGCUGAAGAAGCUGCCCUAUACGAGAGAGUGACCAGAGAAGGAAGCCGGGUUGUAGCCCAACCUUGAUAGUAGGGUUCUGACGUGAGAAAUGAAUUUGGCUGUGAUGAGUGGGUGCCCUUGGAGUAGUAAUAGUAGAGAGACAGGUGAGUGCGAGUGGUGAGACAACACAAGUAUGUCAAGUAUUUUAACUGGACACCAAACAUUCUCGGUAUGGAAGAGGGGAAUGAGUUCGAUAAGUGGUGUGAUUGGCUUUGGUGGAAGGUAAUGAAAGGAUGUAGUGAUCUUCUACUUUCUUUAGGUGAGAAAGUUUAAGGCAUAAUGCCGUAUCUACUUGACGUAUGACUGUGAACUCCAUAGAUCUGAGGACACCGUAGAAAGUCAUAAAGAUGGCGGUUUUAAUGACCAGAUUUGCGUUCCAGGCAAACGGGGAUGUGUCCAGUAGGUUGCUAAGUAGCCUAAAAGUAGGACCAUCUAUUGAUAAUCUGGUAGUGCCAGGGGGAACUGUAACCUUAUAAAUACUCUGGAGGAUUUCUUGAUAGGGUAGGAAGUAUAGAAGGGUGCGUGAUUAGGAAAGGUUGUGAGGACGUGGUGUUGACACCGAUAAGGUAAAAUUUAUGGUAUUGUGUGAUACAUUUAAGGUGUAGGUGACAGAAGGAGGAAAAAGCCACCAUGUUUUAAAGAAAAAGUCUCCUUGUAGGUAAAGCUCUGCAGGUAAUUUGUACAAAAAUAGUCGGUACCCUAGAGUAAGUGAUAGUGGUGUAGUGUGUGGUGCGUGAGUGCCUGUGCAUGGUGUAAUAGCCUGCUUAAUCCAGGAUUAGCAAGUGGACAGGUGGUAUCUUGGAAAGUAGGUGAUGGGCCAUAGGGAGAGCCUGGAAGAAGACCUGAAAUUGAAAGCGUGAAAAAGAGCAUCAGCAGCUGUGUUCUGGACACCAGGAAUGUGUGUGCAGACUAGAGGGAACGGAGAGGUUGCUGCCAGCCAAGUCAGUUUGCGAAUCAGCCUCAUAAUUAACUAGGAUGACCGGCCCUUGUCAAUGAUUUUGCGAGGUGCGGAAUAGUCUAAGUAGCGUAUACACUGCCUUGCCAGUCAAGAGAUGACCUCAUGUAUGGGCAGCCGCCAUGAUGGGUAUAUCUCAAACUAUGUGGAUUUUCUCUAAAGGCCGGCAACGCAUCCGUCUCAGUGGGCCACUUGUCCCUAACCAGUGGUUGCCGAAAGUAGCUGCGAAUCCUGUGUGUGCUGCUGCGUCUGUGCAGAUUGUUGGUGAGAGCUUCUGAUAUUGGAGGGAUGAACAGGCAGGUAGUGGAUAAUGCUUAGGAGCAGCCAGCAGAGGGUCUCUGCAAAAAUGUCAUAGAGCUUGGGGCUGCUUCUGGACCCGAAAGUGAGCCGGGUAGAGAAAAAUACUUCUCCCUCCGUUUAACACCGUGCAAGUGCCAUAGUGAGCGGGGAAUGGCUAGCCGUUUAGAGGCGUUGGUAAUAUUGGUCUUGCUUAACCAUGCCUUCUGCCUGCUGUGAUAAUAGCUUGCAUGGCGUCGUCAAAUUUAGCAUACUGCGGUGACAACUACUCAGCGGGUAUGAGAGAGUUGAUGCUGGGAAUGGAGGAAGAAUGAAGUGCAGCGAGUUCAAUGAUCAAACGUUUAAUACUAGAGUAUUAGCCUGUGCCGUCAGGAGCCUGUAUAAUUCUGCCUUUCUAGAGGUAGCUGGAAAAGGGAUAACACCUUAGACCGAGCUCUGCUGAUAUUUUUGGAAUAGCCCAAUAUCUCUGGGAUCUGGGGGUAGAAGGGGUGAGGGAUUCCUCUGGAGAUAAUGAUUUGAAUAAGUAGGGUGUAGUGGAGGGGGGAAUAAGACCUUCGGAGAACUGGCCUGCUAACUAGUACCGAGGCGAAGAAUUUAACUAGAACCAAGUGACAGGUGAGGCCCUGCUAGUGCCAAGUGAUGGUGAGAGGCUCUACCUAUGAUUUUGGCCCUAACUGUAGCCCUAAAGAAGGGCGAGCGAGGUGGCUAACUAUGAUUUGGUAGUGGGGCUGAACCUCUGUGUUGAGGUGGGGAGUAGACCUCACGGGACAGGUGUAUUACUUAGGAUAGCUAAGGCCAGCGCCUAACCCUAAAUGCUAGUUCUCUAACCUGAUGGGGCUUGUCUUCUUGAAUGAUGUUCUUGAACGUAUGUAGAUACUAACCUUGAGUAUUGGUCCUAUUGCUUUGGACGAGUCACAGGAAGUCUUCAACACACACACACACACUCACUCACUCACUCACUCUCUCUCUCUUUCUCUCGCUCUCUCUUUCUCUCUCUCUUUCUCUCGCUCUCUCUCUCUCUUUCUCUCUUUCUCUCUCUCUUUCUUCCUCUCUUCCUCUCCUCUCCCCCCCCUCGGCCAAGGUAUCCUAGGAGUAAGAUAGAUGCUAGUGGAGCCUAAGCGUGCCACUCUUAUGCCUGGUGUAAAAAUGUAGAACGUAUGGAUAGGUGGGUAUAAAUGAUACAGUAACGUAAGAACCCGUGUAAUAUGAGGGACCUGAACAUUGGUCCAUAAUAAGAGACAAGCCCCUGGUUAUCCACAAUUGUGAAUUUAAAUGAUAAGAAGGCAGAGUGAGGCCUUUUUAAAAAUUAUUUGAACUUUAACAAUACCUGGUACUGAAAUACGGGAUACCAGGUGGGCUGCUAGUGGUUGAUGGCGAAGAACUUGGCGAGACUGAGGUAUUGACGCAGGUCUAAGUAAUGAAAUGUAGAAACGAAAGACAAGCAAUGUAUCGUUACAAUUAGUAGUAGCAAAGUGGUGUUUGUUUAGGAGGGGAUUGUUUGCAGAGGCCUGGUUUGAAGUUUAGAACCCACCUUGGAGGGUGGGUUAGGGUGGAGGUUGAAUGAGGCCAUGGAGGCCUCAGGGAAAGACAAAUUCAACUGGAAAACAAAAACAACUGGUAAACCUGAUACAGUAAUACAGGAUACUGGGGUAACACUUCCUGGAGACUGUUAGAAGGAAAUGUAGUAGAGCCUAAAAACAUACGCAUACUAAGUCUAACAAACCAGUAUAUAAGGUUUUAGGAAACAGAUUUGCAAUCGUGCUUAUGGACUGUAAUGAGCCUGGUGAAAAGGAACUAUUAGAGCUUAACCUAUGACAUGCCAAAACAAAGAUAAAGACGUAGUGUAACGGAGCAAACUUAGUUAUGCAGAGAGACUAGUUUGUGAAUAAGGGAAACAAAAUGAAUUUAUAUUAUGAGAGACUAAGUUCCAGCGGGAGUAAAUAAUGGUGCCGAGUGGUGUAUUAAGUAUACCUUACCGUGCCUUUAAGAAGAUUUCCCCUGUGUAAAAAUUAAGUGUCCCAUAAAUAAAUAUGACCAUAGCCAAGGAAUAGUGAAAAACAGAAUUAAUAUAUAUUAUCCAGUAGUAACUGAUGAGCCAUAUGCUUAACCCAUUAAAAUAUAGGAUGCAGAAAAAGUGAAAGGUGAGUUAUUUCGUUUAAACGAAUGGCAUAAUGAAACACAUUAAACAACAGAAUAGUGAACUUAGACAUUGAAGCCUCCUGCGUUCAGCUAUACGAACGAAUGGAGAGGACGGUAAGCAGAAAAGAAAUACCUGCGGUCGGUUAAUGGACCGCACAAAAGAAUAAAUGAAAGCCAUGUACAUAGCGGUCGGCUGUUUAACCAUACAAAUUAAUUGACGAGUAUGUUAGAUUGCAUUUGGCAGUUUAGUUAUGCGAAAGAACAAACAAAGGUGUGUGUACUCUGCGGUCGGCUGUUACCCGCACGAACCGCAGAAGUACACGAACGGGUAAGUAUUAUGAAGGGAGCCUAUCCCCGCGUUUUAGGCCCGAACGUGGGAAAUAGCCGAACGCCAUUUCCCACGUUAUGCUUACGACGUGCCGGCCUUGUGACCGGAAGCCGAGUGUCGAUGUCUGUAAGAAGCCGGUUGGCUGGCACGGAGGUCGGAGGCAUGAGAGCUGCUGGCGACAAACUGCUCCUGGAGGUUGGAAUUUUGGCGGGAACUACGGACCGGAAGUGCUGGGACAAUCAGCUUGAACUUAAAGGUGAGUACGGGGUAGGAGUUUAAAUAGGGGCCAUAACUCCUCCCACAAAUUCAGGCCUAAUGGCAUUUUAACAUAGAUAUAGAUAUAUAGAUAGAUAGAUAGAUAGAGAUAGCACUCCAAGGACUUCAUAAAUAUGGUGAAAAAAUAACUUAACUUUUAUUCAGCAACUGCCAGAGAUGAUCAACGUUUCAGUUCUAUGUCAGAACUGUCGUCAGGAUAAAGGUGCAAUAUAAUUACCACAGUAUAAAUAAAGUAAAUCACUCUGUCAGAGGUAAGCUUCAGCUGUAUACAAUGUAUUUUAUUGAUUUACUUUUUGAUUUAUACUGUGGUAAUUAUAUUGCACCUUUAUCCUGACAUAGAACUGAAACGUUGAUCAUCUCUGGCAGUUGCUGAAUAAAAGUUAAGUUAUUUUUUCACCAUAUUUAUGAAGUCCUUGGAGUGCUAUCUCUAUCCUAUUUCUAUCAAUUAUGUUGACAAGCACCGGGCUAUAUAGAUUUACCACUGAAGUGCAAGCAUUGGACAUAUAUAUAUAUUUUUUUUAUUAUUUUUUUUUACUUUUUUUAAUUUUUUUUAUUCUACAAAUAUAUUUAUGUAAUAUUUUUAUAUAAUUAAGUAAUUUUAUUAUUACCGUAAUUACAAUCUGAGGGACCUGCCCGACAGCCCAGGCAGAAUUUGGCUCGCAAGCCCUAUAAUUAAUCCUAUAACUUUCCAGGACACCAUAAAACCUGUACAUUGGGGGUACUGUUUUACUCAUGAGACAUCGUUGAAUACAAAUAUGUGUACUUUAUUGCAGUAACAGCUAACAGUAUUGUGACAUUCACGGUUAAAAUGCCAUGCAGAACUAAAAAAAAAUAACAUUUCUUAAUUUGUCAAUUUGUUUUAUAUUUUGUUCAUAUUAAAUUAUGUUCCAUACCUAAAUAUUUGAUGUUAAAUGAAAGCCCUGUUUCCCCUGUUUAUGGGUACACAUAACAUGAAAGAGUCGAAUUACGCCUGAACAGACAUAUAGCGCAAAUUCCAGGUUUUGUUUACGUUUUGUUUUGAUCACAACGUGUACAUUUGGCUCAGUCCUUAAGUGGUUAAAUAAACACCACACCCUUGCCCAUCGAAAUAUAAAAAACUGUGUCUGUGUUUAUUGUGUGGUCUAAGUUAUUUAUGCGAAAUAUUGCCUACCAUACAUAUAUAUUAUGCCCCUAAGUAUGUGCAUAACAACAAAACUUCCGGACACUCCGGUGGGGAAAAAAAGGAGAGAAAUUUGUAUUUAUAAAACAGGAUGCAAAAAAAGCAUUACAAGUAUGGACUGGGAUACUAAAAAGGAACCGGUAUGUGCAUAGAUCAACACCCCAUAGGAAGUAUAGAUUUAGUAGGGUGACCACAAGGGGGUACAGAGGAAACCUCCCGCAGACAAUUCUUGUUUAAAAUACAGUAUGCGGGAUGGAUGUACGCGCAGUAUGCGGGAUGGAUGUACGCUCGGGAUGGAUGAUGGGCGUGUGACAGACAGUAUACAUUGAUUGAUUAGUACUUGUGAAUGUGUAAUGUAAGUAUAGUAGGGGAUGGAUGUGAUGUUAAAUGCAAUAUAUAUUUAAUGGCUCCCAGUCUCUAUAAAUAGUAUAUAAAUGCGAAUUGUCUCUUCUUGUCUGUUUACGUCAUGAUUUCUCUUUCAGAAUAGGAAGAGUACGGAUCUGCGAGGAAAGACUGCGCCUGUUGCCCGGACCCGCUCUUUUUCCCUUGCUCAGCAAGCUAGGACAGCUGCUUCUAACAGUUCUUUAACACGGAAAGACUUAGUACCUUUGGGACCAGUGAGUGUGGCUGCAGUCAGUGCUAGACUGGUAAGUGGAAGCAGUGAGUGCAGCCGUCGCCUGUGCUACAAAAACAAAGGAUAUGAGAACAGACAAAAGCUUAGAGAAACUCAGUAAUUUGCCCCUAGGUAAAUUCCUGCUAAGGUCUCAAAAUAGUUUUUGCUCACUUGUACCAUUACAGAGAGAACAUCCCACCUAUAGGGGCAAUCCAGAACCGAAAUGCCUGCAAAUUCUCUCUGCUCUCUGCAUCAUCUGUGCUAGACUUGUGAGGAGGGGCAAUAUGUGUGGAUGGAGUGUGCUCACCCUGUCGGCUAUACUCCUCCUCCCAUUGAGUAGUACUAGUACUAGCAGUGUACUCGGUGUUGUUACAUGGAGUAGAUGCUGUUCUCCCAUUGAGUAGUAGGUGUAGUAGUGUUUUUGUAGUAGUGGUUACACAGAAUACACACUGCUCUCCCAUUGAGUAGUACUAGUAGUAGCAGAGUACUCCCUGCUGUUACAUAGAGUACAUAUUACUCUCCCAGAUACUCCACACUGGAGUAGGUACACACAACCUGUGUAGAAAGGUAGGUUCCACUACAGAUUCUUUUUUUUCUGUCUUUACAGAACCAGCGCACACCUGUCCCUCAGCCCCGCGAUAAUCGCUCUGCUCAGAAAUUCAGCAGGAAAAUGUUCCAGGGUACGGCCAACGUCGGAGCAGCUGGCGACCCCAAGGCCUCAUUGCAGAGCUAUACUCAAGCAUACGGCACCAUCAGUAAAUCUGCACUGCAGGGUUUGCCUCUACAGAAUAGCGGUCAUGGAGGGACCUAG